This is a messenger RNA of Diospyros lotus (date-plum), 1642 nucleotides long. Its product is annotated as probable sugar phosphate/phosphate translocator At5g25400. The transcript has a single exon. Gene Ontology annotation, cellular component: endosome; Golgi apparatus; trans-Golgi network. Gene Ontology annotation, molecular function: antiporter activity. The record is from RefSeq and is a predicted model, not a curated record. The coding region runs from base 183 to 1235 and encodes 350 amino acids. NCBI's taxonomy places the organism in Eukaryota, Viridiplantae, Streptophyta, Magnoliopsida, Ericales, Ebenaceae.
AUGCGUUUUCCUCUCCACAGACUUUUCAGCCCCUCUCUCUCUCUCUCUCUUUAUCUCUAUCUCCCUCUCACCGCUGCUUCUCCUUCUUCUUCAUCAUCUUCGCUUGCUUGUCGUGCGCGGCGGCCUCCUGCUUAUCGUGCGCCGCGAGGGUUUCCCAAUCCGGAGCGGGCAAGACCACCGCAAUGGGGAAAGGGGGCGCGCUCUCGAACGGCGUGAUCAAGAAGAUCCUGCUCUCCUACACCUACGUCGCGAUCUGGAUCUUCCUCAGCUUCACCGUCAUCGUCUACAACAAGUACAUCCUCGACCGAAAGCUGUACAACUGGCCGUUCCCCAUCUCCCUCACCAUGAUCCACAUGACCUUCUGCUCUACCCUAGCCGUCCUCUGCGUCCGCGUCUUCAAGCUCGUCGAGCCAGUCUCCAUGUCCCGCGAUCUCUACCUCUCCUCCGUCCUCCCCAUCGGAGCUCUCUACUCGCUUUCUCUCUGGCUCUCCAACUCCGCUUACAUCUACUUGUCCGUUUCCUUCAUCCAGAUGCUUAAAGCCCUAAUGCCUGUGGCAGUCUACACAAUCGGCAUUACGUUUAAGAAGGAGAACUUCAAGACUGACACGAUGGCGAACAUGAUUUCGAUCUCGAUCGGCGUGGCGAUCGCCGCCUACGGCGAGGCGAAGUUCGAUUCGUGGGGCGUUAUGCUGCAGCUCGGGGCGGUGGCGUUCGAGGCCACCAGAUUGGUGAUGAUCCAGAUCCUUCUCACCUCCAAAGGUAUAACGCUGAAUCCGAUCACGUCGCUGUACUAUGUUGCGCCGUGUUGUUUGGUUUUCCUGUUUGUGCCGUGGAUUUUCGUUGAAUUCCCUGUUUUGAAAGAGUCCUCUAGCUUCCACUUCGAUUUUGUGAUAUUUGGGACCAAUUCGCUCUGCGCUUUCGCGCUGAAUCUGGCGGUGUUCUUGCUGGUGGGGAAGACCUCGGCGUUGACGAUGAAUGUGGCUGGAGUUGUGAAGGAUUGGUUGUUGAUUGCCUUCUCCUGGUCGGUGAUUAAGGACACUGUGACCCCUGUCAAUUUGUUUGGGUAUGGGCUUGCUUUUCUGGGAGUUGCAUAUUACAAUCACUCCAAGUUGCAGGCUUUGAAGGCGAAGGAAGCACAGAAGAAGGCUCAGCAGGCUGACGACGAGUCUGGGAGAUUGUUGGAGGAGAGAGAAGGAGGGGAUGGAGCCGGGAAGAAGAGUGAUUCCCAGGCCUAAUUUGUUUAUCAUUAAUUCAAAAGUUCAGAAAAAAUUUCAUUUUAAGGAGCAGGGUAGCAAAAUAAUGUCAAGAGGGAGAGUAGGAAUGAAGAAAUGCAUGCAGUGUUUGGAUGAAUUUGGACUUGGGUUUUGAGAGGGUGUAACCUAUCCAUUAUCUGUUAGUCUACUAGCCAGGACUCUUUUUUCUUGCUGAAAUUCAGGGUACGAGGUCCGAUCUGUUGCUUAUAAAGCCAGCCAAAUUCAUGUAAUUUUAGUUGAGUAAGAAUCUCAGAUUUCCCAUAUUUAGGUUUAAACAUUUGUGUACGCUCGUUUCCGGCUCCUGUUCUUUAAUACUUUUUUGAGUGUAUGUGGAACCACCUGUUGGUGAACUUUCAGAGCCUUGUUACUUAUAUAUCUUUCUUUCUUCA